CCACAUUUAAACCACGGGGACGGACGGGCAGCGUGGCCGAGCACCGCGUUCGGCGUUGAUUCGCCUCCGACGCCCUCGUCAAAACGCGAGCAUUUCAAGUAGUUAACAACACGGCUAAGUUAAUGGCAACGUGUCAUCGGCGUCGACUAACUUCUUCCCUCAUUACCCAGCUUUAAAAAGCGACUCGCUCGCGUUAACGUUAGUUUAUCCGCCAGUCGGGCGCUCGUCCGCAGCCCCGCUUUGCUGCUCGCUUCAAACCAGAUGAAUAUUCAGACACGUACAUUUAAAAAAAAAAACAAAAAAACGUGCGAGUGUAGUUUUCUCCGUCUCGGGGUCGUUCAGUUCUCGCCCGAAGCGCGAGGAUUUUCUUGGCCAUUCAGCGAAUAUUGUUUACGAGUCAGGGGAGAUGUAUUUUUAAACGGGCGAGCGCCGUGUUCUCCACAUUCCAAUUAAUAGGCGACUUCCUGGCCUGUAUUUGCGUGGAAACGCGGGCAUCACAACAUUAUAAUGCACGCUUCGCUUGCAAAGCCCCAUCGCACUUGAAAUGAAAUGCCAUCACACCGGAGGAAACAGGGAGGAGGAUGGAGAGUAGGAUUUCCAGCAGCCUGCCUAUUACGCUACUUUACACAUAAGGCGAAAUGAUGACUUCUUUUAAAUCGCUCAGCUUAUUUCUUACGGCUCGCUAACUUCAAAUGAAACGCGUUAGGCUUGUUUUCUUUUUUUUUUAAGGAUAGAUUUUUUUAGGCUGGUUCGGAGCAUAUGCAUAGGAAGUGUGUUGUCAUUCAGGUAGACCCAUGGAAAUGUUGGGACUGAAGAAAGUUCGUAAUCCGGAUCGAAUGUACAGAUCAGGAGUGUGUUAUGCUGGCCAUGGUCCACCUAAGAGUAUCAGUGAUGACACAGAGAUGAACAAUGAACAUGGACAUUUGAAAAUAUACCUGCCCAAGAAGCUGCUUGAAUGUCUACCAAAAUGCACCUCGCUGCCAAAGGAGAGACACCGGUGGAACACUAAUGAGGAGAUCGCAGCUUACUUGAUAACAUUUGAAAAGCAUGAAGAAUGGCUAACAACGUCCCCUAAAACAAGGCCGCAGAAUGGGUCGAUGAUAUUGUACAAUAGGAAGAAGGUGAAGUACAGAAAGGACGGCUACUGCUGGAAGAAGAGGAAAGAUGGGAAGACCACACGGGAGGAUCACAUGAAGCUGAAAGUGCAGGGAGUCGAGUGCCUGUACGGCUGCUACGUCCACUCCUCCAUCAUCCCCACCUUCCACCGCAGGUGCUACUGGCUGCUCCAGAACCCAGACAUUGUGCUCGUCCACUAUUUGAAUGUUCCAGCCAUCGAGGAUUGUGGGAAACCAUGUGGUCCGAUCCUGUGCUCCAUCAACACAGACAAGAAGGAAUGGGCCAAGUGGACCAAGGAGGAGCUCAUCGGCCAGCUCAAGCCCAUGUUUCAUGGCAUCAAGUGGACUUGCAGCAACGGGAACAGCAGCUCUGGCUUCUCAGUGGAGCAGCUAGUGCAGCAGAUUCUGGACAGCCACCAAACUAAGCCACCUCCCCGGACUCACAACUGUCUCUGCACGGGCACCCUGGGCGCAGGAAGCAGCGUGCACCACAAAUGCAACAGCGCCAAGCACCGCAUCAUCUCCCCGAAGGUGGACCCCCGCGCCGGCGGCUACGGCAGCGCGCACUCUGAGGUGCAGAACAACGACGUGUCGGAGGGGAAGACCGAGCACAACGCCCACGGCGGAGGCAAAGGGGGAGGAGGCGGGGGAGGGAGGGAGAAACGCAACGGCAAGGUCCACAAGCCGGUGCUGCUGCACCAGAACAGCACGGAGGUGUCCUCCACCAACCAGGUGGAGGUCCCGGACACCACGCAGAACUCCCCCGUCUCCAUCAGCAGCGGCCUCAACAGCGACCCGGACAUGGCCGACAGCCCCGCGGUCGCGGGCAUGGGCCACGUGGCCUCCGUCAUGUCCGGCCUGUCCCAGAGCGUCUUCAUGUCGGAGGUCGCCGGGGACCCCGUCUACAGCAUGUCUCCCACCGGCGCCCCCAACGCUCACCUGAUGGGCGCCGACGCCGCGUCGCAGGGCUUGGUGCUGUCCGUGGGCCCGGACCGCCACAAGUUCGCCUUCCCCGGCGGGGGGGUGGGGGAGCCCGGCUCCAACGCCGCGGGGGACGCGGGGCUGUCCAUGCUGACGGCGGCCGGCGUGUCCGAGGAGCUGGUGCUGUCCAGCAGCCUGGUUGGCGGGAGCCUCAAGAUCCCCGAGGCCACCAUGAACUUUGACCCCGACUGCUUCCUGAACAACCCCAAACAGGGCCAGACGUACGGCGGCAGCGCGCUGAAGACGGAGGGCGGCUCCUCCUCGGCCUCGUCCUCCUCCGGCAGCGGCGGCGCCAACGGGAGCCUGCAGCGCUCCCCCGCCAUGGCGGACAACGGCUACGCCUUCAACUCGGCUCUGGUGAAGAACAUCAAGACGGAGGACACGUCCUUCGAGCAGCAGCUGGCCAAGGAGGGCGGCUACCAGGUGGGGGCGGCGGCGAGCUGCGGCGGCGGGGCGCCGGUGCCGCCGGGCCCCGCCCCCGGCCCCGGCGGCCUGACGCUGGCUGCGGCGGGCUCCCUGCUCCCGUCGGGCGGGGGCCUGAGUCCCAGCACCACCCUGGAGCAGAUGGACUUCAGCGCCAUCGACGCCAAGCAGGACUACGCUUCCAGCGCUGCGGCGGUGGGUUACGGCCAAGCCAUGUCCAGUCCCCACAUGCAGCACCAGAGCCGCUCGCCCAGCUUCUUCCUCCAGGACGCCUCUCAGGGCGGCCAGAAUCAGGGCCGACCCGGCAUGGGCCAGAAAACACACAUGAUGGAGCACAACUCCCAUGACGCCGGAGCUUAUAUGGGCUUGCAGGUGGUGAAGACGGACUCUCCUGGCAGCAAUGGCCACCUGCACCACCAUCACCAGGCCCACCAGACGCAGCACAGGGCCAACUGUAACGGAGGCUCACCCGCGGAGGGCUCCGGCCCGGCUGCCUCCCUCCAGCUUCUCCAGUACCAGGGCACCUUCCCAGGUCUGGGCACCGAGCACGAGGAAGCGGUGGGUCUGGAGCAGCCCGGCAGCGUGAGCUCAGGCGCCGCCGGACCCACUGAGAACGGAGCGGAGAACCUCCUCAAGCCGGGAGACCACAUCCAGAGCUGCGGGACAGGAAACGGAGAGGGGGAGCACUACCUGCAGCAGGCCUCGGACGGCGGCGGGGGCGGGGGUCCGGGGGGGGAGGGGGUGGCGCUCCACAACGGCGGCAACGGCGGCGACGGCGCCAGCCGCGCUCAGCAGCAGCAGCAGCAGCAGCAGCUGCAGCCUCUCCUCCAGGGCACAGGGAUGAUCCAGGGUCUGUACAAUGCAGUCGCAACCCACCAAGUCCUGGGGGGGGCGUCCAGCAACGGCGGAACCGGAGGGACGGGCAUGGAGAUUAGCCUGGAUCACUUCGACAUCUCCUUUGGAAACCAGUUUUCGGACCUCAUCAAUGACUUCAUCUCGGUGGAUGGCAGCGGCGCCGCCAUGUCAGCCGGAGCUGCCCUUUACGCCCACCAGCUGGUCACGGCCCACGGCUCCGAUAACCAGAACCCAGCCGGCGGGCCCACGCAACAAGGUCAGGAGGACGGGGGGCCCAGGGGCUCCGGCUACAGCCCCUCGGAGCUCUGUCUGCAGCCCUGCUGCAGCCCUCAGUCUCUGAGUGGAGGCGCGGGAGCGGGGGCCAACGCGGGCGAGGCCGGCUCCCUGUCCUACAUGAAUGUGGCAGAGGUGGUUUCUGCGGCCGUAGCGCAGGGGGCCCUGGGGAUGCUGCAGGCCACAGGACGGCUCUUCAUGGUCACUGACUACUCCCCUGAGUGGUCCUACCCAGAGGGUGGGGUCAAGGUGCUGAUCACCGGACCCUGGCAGGAGGCCAGCUCCAACUACAGCUGCCUGUUCGACCAGAUCUCCGUUCCGGCGUCGCUCAUCCAGCCCGGGGUGCUGCGCUGCUACUGCCCAGCUCACGACACAGGUCUGGUGACGCUGCAGGUGGCCGUCAGCAACCAGAUCAUCUCCAGCUCCGUGGUGUUCGAGUACAAGGCGCGCGCCCUGCCGUCGCUGCCGUCCUCGCAGCACGACUGGCUCUCGCUGGAUGAUAACCAGUUCAGAAUGUCCAUCCUGGAGCGCUUAGAGCAAAUGGAGAGGAGGAUGGCAGAGAUGGCCAGCCACCAGCAGCCGAGCAGCGCAGGGAGCGGGGGAGCCGCGGGAGGUACAGGGGGAACAGGGGGAGGAGGCGGCGGAGGAGGAGGAGGAGGCAACAACAGCCAGUCACAGUGUGUAUCGGGCCAGACGCAGGCGGGCAGCUCCUUCGAGAGUCGCGUGGUGGUGGUGUGCGAGAAGAUGAUGAGCCGGGCUUGUUGGGCCAAGUCCAAACACUUAAUCCACUCCAAGACCUUCAGAGGCAUGACGCUCCUCCACCUGGCUGCGGGCCAGGGCUACGCCACACUCAUCCAGACCCUUAUCAAGUGGCGCACCAAGCAUGCUGAUAGCAUUGAUCUGGAGUUGGAAGUGGACCCUUUAAACGUGGAUCACUUCUCCUGCACCCCUCUGAUGUGGGCAUGUGCGCUGGGCCACCUGGAGGCAGCGGUGGUUCUGUACAAAUGGGACAGGCGCGCCCUGGCCAUCCCGGACUCUCUGGGCCGCUUGCCGUUAUCAAUCGCCCGCUCCCGUGGCCACACCAAACUAGCUGAAUGUCUGGAGCAGUUGCAAAGAGAGGAGCAGCAUCCGCCGGCGCCUCUGCCACCCACCACGCGCAUGUCCUUCUCGCCGGCGCCUGACGCCCCCACGUCGGACAGCUGGAUGGUCAACUGGACCAACGACAGUGUCGUAGCUCCGAGUGUCAAGAAAGGAGGUUCUGCCACAACCACAACCACAUCCUGCAGCACUAGUCUCAAUCCAGACCUGAGAAGACCCAGAUCAGAGCCCUCAAACUAUUACAGCAGUGAAGGCCAAAGAGACCUUCCUUUGGCUAAAAAGCAUAAGCCCAACCCAGAACUGUUCCAGACUCGGCCAGACAAGGCCAUGUCUGUUCCACUGAGCCUUGAGCAGCAACAGCUCCACAAGUUGUCAUCAAGCCCCAAGAGCCUCUCCUCUGAGGGUCUGAGCACAGACAAGAGCCUGCCUGCAGGAGGCGGCACGGGCACAGCCAGAUGGACCUCCCAUGAGAACUUCUCCAGCGGUAGCAUGGGGAGGAAGGCGCUGGGAGUCAGUGGAAGCAGCAGCCUGGGAAAGGAGAAGCUGAUCAGCCGGUUACGUCAGCGGGAGCAGCUAGGCAUGCUGGUGAUGGCAGACAGAGAAAUGGCUGAUGCAGAGCUGCUGUCCUAUAGGGAGGAUCUGGAGAACCAGGACUGUCUCACACAGAUGGAUGACCUGCAGGUAAAUAUGAUGACUCUAGCAGAGCACAUCAUUGAAGCAACGCCCGAGAGAAUAAAAAGGGAGAAUUUCACCAGUGCAGACUCUGUGCCCUUAGACACAUCAGGGGUCAGCAACACCAUGAAUUGGCUGGCCAACUACCUGGGAGAUGUGGAACAGCUGCCGAGUAUCAUACACUUACGAUCUCUUUAUAACGAACCCCUGACUCCGUCGUCCAACCCCAACCUCAGCCCGGGGGGGUCUCCGCUGAGAGAGGGACCCUUGGAGAGGUCCUCGCUCCCCUCACCGGCGGACUGGAGCGAGUUCAUCAACGCCUCCAACAGCAAGGUGGAGCGAGACCUGGCCCAGCUGACUCUGUCAGACCCAGAGCAGAGAGAGCUGUACGAGGCCGCCCGCCUAGUCCAAACUGCCUUCCGCAAGUACAAGGGACGGCCACUCCGGGAGCAACAGGAAGUAGCUGCUGCUGUAAUUCAACGUUGUUACAAGAAGUACAAACAGCUAACAUGGAUAGCCUUGAAGUAUGCACUUUAUAAGAAGAUGACGCAGGCCGCCAUCCUUAUCCAGAGUAAAUUCCGCAGCUACCACGAGCAGAAGAAGUUCCAGCAAAGCAGGAGGGCGGCUGUGCUCAUUCAGCAAUACUACCGCAGCUACAAGGAGUUCGGAAGGCUGAGAUCCCACCAGCGAGGGGCCGCCGCUGCCCUGGUGCAGCACAAACUGAGAGGCAGUCUUCUCACAAAGAGGCAGGACCAGGCUGCCAGGAAGAUCAUGAGGUUCCUACGACGCUGCCGCCACAGCCCCUUGAUGGACCAUAGACUGUUCAAGCGGGGUGAAAGAAUUGAAAAAGGCCAGGGAACAUGAGACCCCGAAGAAGAGCCCCCUCGCUAUAUGACAUCACUCUCCUGACUCUUCUUUUCUUUUUCGUUUGUAACAAAACAUUUUACAAGAGAAAUGGAAAAACAAAACGUCAAUGCAAGCACUGCGAUUAUUACGAUUCCUGCAGUGUUACUGGUUCAACGAUUACAUGUACAACAGCAUUUUUUUCACAUAUCUAUUCUUUCCACUGACUUGGUUUUUGGUCAGACUUCUGUGGGAUUAUAAACUCAAAGGGACAGGGUGGAGGGUGGGGUUGGUGCAGAACAUUUGCUUCAUGGCAUUUUUUGCACUUUUUCAUGGAUUGCUUUGUGCUUUUUGGACGUGACGAGGUUUUAAGACAGCGAAGGGAGCGAACGCAGGACUCUGAGUCCUCUGAGGAGGACUGUCACACAUGAGGGCCUAAAGAGACGUAUUUAAAGGCUGCUGCAGAAAAUCUCAGAGGAUAGGAAGACCAUGCUGAAACACUCUGGGCUCUUAUUGCAUUUCAUAAUUUUUUAAGUGACCAAUUGAUUCAUUUGAAGAAGGAUUUUUUAACCAAAUAUAUUGGCAACGUACACACCCACUUCUGUCUACCGCUGUAGGUGAUAUAAUAUUCAGUUUAGCUCAACAGUUCCUCUUGUCCCACUGUGUCUACUCCACCAGUCUGCCCACAUGGGUGGAGCUACAAAUGAAUGUAGUCGGGGUUUAACACGCUAAUGCAGAUACAGGAUAAAGUAUUUCCAUUUUUCCAUUUCUUAAAAAAACCUAUGCUUUAUCGUAUAUAUUGUCACUUUAUUACUUGAAUUUGUUCCAUAUUGUCCGAUGAAUUUGUUCCAUCAUGUCUAAUGUAUUGGUGAUCUGUAUCUUCAGACUCUAUGUUGUUGAAAAUGCAUGACUUCUUGGCAAGAAACGUCUUUGCUUGUGUACUUAUGGUCUAGUCUUUCAGCCUAUCCUCUGAUUUGUUUUGUUUCCACUAUGACGGUACGCAUAUCCAUCUUCUCUUACAUAAGUUUGAACUUCAGUAGUGAAGCCGCCCCUCCUGUUUUGUCCAGUUUCCUUUUGGUUUAGUCUCCGUUCGCCUCGAUCAAUUAGUUGCUCCUCUGAAAGCUGACGAGAGAAGAACUUGCCUAUUUUGUGUUGUAAUGGUUAUAGUCAUGCAGGUUAUUACUGUUCUUUUUAAAUUAACUUCAGAGCCUGUAAAGGCUUUUGAGGAAAAGAUCACAUACAUUGCCUUGACGUCUUAGAGAUUCUUUGAAGGGUCCCUAAGCUUGUCCCAAAAUAGGGGUUUGACAAAUCCAUAUUUUUGACAAUUGAGCGAUUUCUGUAUAUAAAGAAGGCUGAAAGUACGUAGGAAAAAACAUUUACCCAAAGGGGAUUGUAUUUUAGAAAUAUAUUAUUUUAUUCAUUAAAAAUGGGUCAAAAACAGGUAAGAGACAAAAACAGAAUAUUUGUAUAGUUUUGUUUGAAUGCCUAAGAAGUAAGGUUGUACUGUUUGUAUAUAGUGUAAAUAGUGGGAUAAAAAUGAGUUAUGUGCAUGAAAAGUAUGAACAGAGUCAAAAAGGGAAAAAAACAACAAAAGCAGUAGUGGCUAUGCUCUGUAAAGUUAAAACUAUUUCACUAUUAAGAGUAUUUUAUUUUAUUUUCAUUGUUCUUGAGAAGAACAUUUUGCUAAAGCAUGAAAUUAUUGCAAUAUGAAAAAGUACAAAAAAUACUGUAUUUAGAGUUAGUCUGCAAAAUUAUCUUAAAACAAGUACAGUUAUGUUUACAUUUGUUUCCUUUUAUUUGUUUUGGGCUACCAAGAAUUUUUUGCCAAUGGUGCCAAGGUACGUGAAUGCUCUAUAGCUUAAGAAGAGAAUUAAGUUACUUUUUGCAGAACAGAUAAUCAUACAGUGAAACAUACUAGCACUGAAAACCACAAGGUCACAACUGGCCGAGGAUCACUAGAACAAUGAGGUGCACAGUUUGCAUAAGGGAGUCAUAUUUAAGCAUUUAAGUCUCUCAUGUCUCCAACAUUCCCAGAUAACUGAAGCAUUUGAUCGUCGCCAAUUUCACCGUAGCAAAGUUUAACUUUUUGUUGUCAUUGCAAAUGGAAUGUGAUGCAUUACUGGGGUAGCUUGUCUGAUCUAAAGAUUGUAAAUGGCAGCGUUUGCCCACGGUGUCCCUGAAAAGCAAACCAUGUCAACACUCUGUCAGGCAAAAGGUUUGAAUUCACCUGUUUAACCGUGCAGCGACGUAUCAGAUCUGGGCUGAUCUCUGGGGUUUCUUUGUUUUUACCAGCGAUCCUCGAUCUCAGCUGCCGUGGUCACAUUCACAACCAAGAUGUCUGACGUGGUAAUGAACGUAAUUGAUGUCUUUGUCAAGCAGCUGAAAACUCAAAAGGUUCCAUCGAAGCACUAAAAUUUUGCUGUUCACGAGCAGAGUAACUGAACAGAGUGACUGCAGUGUUAUGGUGCCAUUUAUCGUAUAAUUAAUAGUGAGACGAUGCAUCUUCUAUGUGAUGGUUUCCAUUAACCGAUCCAACCAUUUUAUGAUCAAGUUGACAGAGAAUACACAUGAGCUGCUGCUUUAGAGUCGCCUGUCGGUUGCUGCCUAGUCCCUAUGAUAUAUUGCUACCAAAAUGAUCAGAAAGUGUUUCCUGUAUCCAAGUAAUUACAUGUGAUUAUUCAGCCAAGUGCCACUGAGAAACCUUUAUCAAAGUGUUGUCAUGUUUGUUAAGUACUUAUUAGGCCAAAUUUCUCUGAUUGUGGUUUUGCAGGUUGGGAAUUUCUUUGCUUUGCUUUUUCACCUUAUAUGUAAACUUUACGUUCCCAGUGUUUAUGUAGAAAGUGCCUAUUCAUACGUUGGUCACACCAGCCCAGUGUCACAAUGCAUCCAAUGUACCUGAGGUUGAUGACAUGAACAUGAUCACCCACAUCCAGUGCUGUAUCCUCUACUUCGGCGCACCACUUGUGGUGCAGCACCCCAGCUUGUUGACAUGCUAAGUAUUGUUUUUCCCGUUUUCCACUGGAACAGCUUGUUAAGGUCACAUUUAGAAACGCCACUACUGGAAUUUGUUGCCUUGCAUUCAUCCUCUAGUCUGUGGUUAGAAUGCGUAGCCAAUGCAACGUGGUGGCAAAAGGGGAGAUGGAUUUAUUAUGCUUGCAUGGGUAAAAUAGUUAACUGGGUGACAGAAGAGCACCUAAAGCAUGCUUAUUUUCCUAGAAUCGGUAGUCAGAUAGACUUUUUAAAAGACUUACUGUUCUGUAAAAUGAUGAACGUUGGUUUGACGUGUCGCAGACAGACAGGAGGACGCACCUACGAUAUGAGCUGAUUUUCAUGGCACCGAAUGAGGACAGGAUUGUUUCUGGCCAGCUCUAAUUUUCUAGACUUUUUCUUUAUUUCUUUAUUUAUUUGUUAAGUUCAUUUAGAUGUGAUCAGUGUGCUCCCAAAUUUAAAUAGGGCGGCUGGACGAGGCUGGAGUCCAUAGUGACAGUAUAAUGUAUAUACCAAGUAUUACUUUAGUAACACGUGGUACACACAUACACACACGCACAAGACACGGCACAGCACACAUGCAGACACGUCACGGUGUCCGUUUCACAUGUAACACUGAGCAGCGAAGGCGGCCGUGCUCUUCUCCAAGCUGAGGGACUGGAUCACCUCCCUUCUGUAUUUUUACUCAGGGUGCCAAAAUGGGGAGGAGGAAACAGAGCAGGACACGUGAUUCAAAAAAAAAAAGAAAUGGGGAAAACCGUUCUGGCGAAGAAUCUAGGACAGACAGGUCCACCACUGCAAUACUCAAGUCUUUAAAAUGAAUGACAGUGACACAUAAUCAAUUUCCUCUGUGCUGCGUUGAACAGUUCAGUUCAAUAUCCUUUUAUAUAUAUAUAUAUAUAUAUAUAUAUAUAUAUAUAUAUAUAUAUAUAUAUAUAUAUAGCUCCCUGAGAUAAAUGAUUUGACGUUCUUUCAUAGAAACCUGUUGGAUCAUGGAAUAAUUCUGGCCGGUUCUUUAGGCCUUUCCUUCACAUGUAGAGGGUAUUUAAGAUAUAUAAGAUGAGUAUAAUCCUAUGAAAAGUUCACCUGCAAAUCUUGUUUUUACUGCCAUUUGUGAAUGGGACGGCGGGUCAGCUGACAGGCUCUCCUCUAGCGUAGACUAUGUUCACUUUCAAGACGUUCUGUCAAUCGACCUGGGAAUCUGCCUUUCCUCCUCUUCUUUUUCCCACGCACCCACACCAGAGAAAGGUAGGCACAUCAGGACAACAGAGCAGAAACCGUUUUACACAUAUUCCACUCGUGGACACAGAGCAAUAAAGAACUAUUUUGUGGAGACCUAUAGACCUAGUGAAGUUUAAAAUGAUUGGACACAUGUAGUCGACUUACUCUUAUGCAAAUGCCAGUAUUGCAAGACAAGCAUUCAGUAGUUUAUGGACAGCAAUUAUAUGGCACCCUUUGCCGAACUGCACGUUUUCAUCGAUUCCAAACCAAGAAAAAAAGGCCCUGCUUUGAUAGAAAGUUAAGGGUCCUCGACACUUUGCAUGUGAACUAGUGUUAGAUAUAUUUUCCUCUUCUCAAUAGCUGUCUUUCUCUCUGUCUUUCCCUGUUAUGUGACCCAGUUUUCCUCCGCUCCCGACCCCUCCCCGUAAAAGUUUCAUCUCCUCUCGGUUCUCCUAAUGUGUUUUGCUUUCCUCCGUUUUCUUCCCUUCUCUUGUUUGUAAGUUUUAUUUUUGUAAUUGUGCAUGUACAAGCGUCACUGACUCGAUGGAUAUGUUUAAAAAAAAAGAAAAAAAAGAGAUUUCAGCUGCUGAAGCCAUGCAAAACGUUUUGAAUUGCCCUUAAAAUAUGGAAGAUGUUUUCUGAAUGCUUUAUAUUCUUUCUGCUGUAAAAUAAUAAAAAAAGGAAAAAACGAAGAAAACUCGAGAA
Molecule: messenger RNA, 11174 nt
Organism: Betta splendens (Siamese fighting fish)
Lineage: Eukaryota; Metazoa; Chordata; Actinopteri; Anabantiformes; Osphronemidae
Gene: camta1a
Product: calmodulin binding transcription activator 1a
Exons: 24
Coding region: 795-6281 (1828 amino acids)
Biological process (GO): regulation of transcription by RNA polymerase II
Cellular component (GO): nucleus
Molecular function (GO): double-stranded DNA binding; transcription coregulator activity; protein binding
Source: RefSeq, a predicted model, not a curated record